Molecule: messenger RNA, 504 nt
Organism: Ilex paraguariensis (yerba mate)
Lineage: Eukaryota; Viridiplantae; Streptophyta; Magnoliopsida; Aquifoliales; Aquifoliaceae
Source: the annotation of a GenBank genome assembly
AUGGUAAUUAAAUUAUGCCCAUAUGGUCUGGCAAGUUCCGGUGCUUAUAUCGAUGUUGUGGACGAUCGGGUUGUUGAGGGAGAAGGUGCCGAGAGGAGCGAGAAAGGGGGAGUUCUGAGAGUUGGACUCAUCUGCGGAGGUCUGUCUGCUGAGCGUGGGAUAUCUUUGAAUUCCGCAAGAUCAGUCCUCGAUCAUAUACAGAACAACAAAAUGGAGAAUGAAAUUGAAAAUGUAAUUGAGAGUGAAAAUGAAGUGGAGAAUGUGAUUGAAGAGAAGGAAGAAGAGGAACAUGUCGCAUCCUCUGACAGUGAGAAAGAGGAAGAAAAAGAGAAAGAGAAGGAGAAGGAGAAAGAGAAAGAGAAAGAGGAGGAAGAACAUGAGCAUCCUCUUGAUUUCAAUGGACAUUGUAACCUCUGUGAUGGGAAGUACGGCAAAAAAGUUAAGCAUCACCAAUUCGCAAAUAGGGCAGAACUGUCCGAACAUCGUGAGAGGCGCCGCCACUAA